This is a messenger RNA of Drosophila kikkawai, 333 nucleotides long. RefSeq lists its product as uncharacterized. The record is from RefSeq and is a predicted model, not a curated record. NCBI's taxonomy places the organism in Eukaryota, Metazoa, Arthropoda, Insecta, Diptera, Drosophilidae.
UAAGCAAAUAAUCAAGCAACAUGAAGAGCCACAUCAUUCCGCUGCUCCUCUUGGUCGGAAUCAUUUGGGCGGCGCUAAUUGCUGCCCAUCCGCACGACUGGAUUGAAUUGGAGGAAUCCUCUGGCAGUGGGAACAACAGUGCCGAAGAGUUCAUGAAUGAAAUGGAUGCAAUGCUCCAGAUCUGGGAGGAGGAGUACAACGGGACGGAUCACUCAAGUGGCGACUACAAUUCUGAAGAGGAAAUCUUGGGUCCGAGGAUUGAAAUCCAUAAGUUACCAUUGUAAACAUAUUUAAAUGAGUAAUGGUUACGCAAUAAUAAAGAAACGAAAUAUA